AUGCUUGGAGCAGGCGAAAAGGAUCCACCUGAAACAGACUGGCUAGCCUCCCACCAAGACCGCUUACGAGAUGCUUACCUCAAAGCAGGGGAGCACCUCAGACAGCAAGCAGAUGCACGGAAAGCCACCAGCGACAAGAGUACCAAUGACCAGCCAAUUGAAAAAAGGCCAGUUUGUCUACCCACGCAGUCAUCCCGAGGCAGAAACAAGAUACAGGAUGCUUGGGAUCCCACCUUGUACAAAGUUCAAGAGACGCCAGGACCUACAGGAGCUGUUUAUACAGUUGCUCCAGCCCAUGGAGAUGGACCCAGCAAGAGAGUAUAUCGGACCCUGAUGAGACCAUGUCACAGGCAGGUACAGCCAUGCCUUGACACCAACCCCAUUGUACCGACAGAUUUGAUUUCCCCAAGAGCGAGACAUAAUGGAGUGCCCACUGAACCCCAAGACGAUGAGGAAGAGAUAAUUGUGAUGAGAAGACGCCCCCAUCCUGUAUUGAACACAGCACCUCCAGAACCCUGUGAGCCUGUGAACCCCCCGGAAGAAUCGGAAACCAGUGAGCCCCCAGUUCCAGAAAUGCCCAUUGAAGUGACCCCAGGAGAUCAAGCGCCCUAUGCAGAACCUGAGAUUGUUGAACCUGCCGUUCUAGUACCCCCAGUUGCAGAAACCCCCGAAGAACCAGUUCAUGUGGGACACCCAGCCCCAGAGCCCCCUGAAGAGACGACCCUGAGACGCUCAACCCGGACGACAGCAGGACAGCAUUCUAAUCCCCAUAGAGCCCCAAGAUCAGCAGUAAAUAACUCAGUGACAUUGACUGUUAAAGACUUUCCAGUAUAUUUCAUUUUGUUAUUCUGGUUCUUAGCAUAUAGCCUUUGGUAA
Porites lobata is the source of this 876-nucleotide messenger RNA. The record is from the annotation of a GenBank genome assembly. NCBI's taxonomy places the organism in Eukaryota, Metazoa, Cnidaria, Anthozoa, Scleractinia, Poritidae.